Akanthomyces muscarius is the source of this 747-nucleotide messenger RNA. RefSeq lists its product as uncharacterized. The record is from RefSeq and is a predicted model, not a curated record. NCBI's taxonomy places the organism in Eukaryota, Fungi, Ascomycota, Sordariomycetes, Hypocreales, Cordycipitaceae. The coding region runs from base 1 to 747 and encodes 248 amino acids. The transcript is spliced from 3 exons.
AUGGCCGCUCCCACAUUCUACGCCGUCGUCGCAGGCGUCGGCUCCGGCACCGGCGCCUCCGUCGCGCAGCUCUUUGCCAAGAGCUAUCCCGUCGCGCUCCUCGCCCGGCAAGAGUCCAGCUGGGCGCCCGUCGCCGACGCCAUCACCAAAGCCGGCGGCACCGCCAUCGGCAUCACCACCGACGCCGCGGACCCGUCCUCUGUCGACGCCGCCUUUGCGCGCAUCGCCCAGGACUGGCCGAACGCCAAGCUCGCCGCCGCCGUGUACAAUGCCAACGCCGGCUUCGCUUACAAGUCCUUCCUGGACCUUGUGCCUUCUGAUCUCAACACUUCCCUCGGCACCGCCGCAAAUGGUCUCUUCUACUUUGCGCAAAAGACGCUCCCGCAGCUCCUCGCCGCCGUCGACGCCAAGCCGCAGCACCCGCCGACGCUCAUCGUCACGGGCGCCACGGCCGCGAUCCGCGGGUCCGCCAAGUUUGCCACGUUUGCCGCGGGCAAGUUUGCGCAGCGCGGCAUCACGCAGUCGCUCGCGCGCGAGUUUGGCCCCCGCGGCGUGCACGUCGCCUACACCAUCAUCGACGGCGGCAUCGACACCCCGUGGGGCAAGGACCGCGUCGUUAACGGCGGCGUGGCCGACGGCAAGAUUAGCCCCGAAGCUAUUGCCGAGAAUUACUGGUACCUGCACACACAGCACAGAUCGGCAUUUACACAGGAGCUUGACCUGCGUCCAUUCGUAGAAAAGUUUUAG